CCGCCUCAAAAUGGCGGCGGGCAGGCCCAGCCUCUCCCGCCACCCUCGGCCGGGGCGGCGCCUGCGGCAGCAUGGCGGACGAUAAGGACCCGCUGCCCAAGCUGAAGGACCUCGCCUUCCUGAAGGGGCAGCUGGAGAGCCUGCAGCGGCGGGUGGAGGACGAGGUGCACGCCGGCGUGGGGCAGGAUGGCUCCCUGCUGGCUUCUCCUUUCCUCAAGGGCUUCCUGGCCGGCUACCUCGUAGCUAAACUCCGCUUCUCAGCAGUCCUGGGUUUUGUGGUGGGGACGUGCACGGGCAUCUACGCAGCGCAGAACUACGCCGUGCCCAACGUGGAGAAGACGGUCCGGGACUACCUGAGCUCUCUGAGGAAAGGUGGGGACUAGCGAGGGGAACCUGGCCGGCAGCAGCUGUGUCGGGGCACUCCUGGGACAGGCAGUGGGGCAGGAGGUUCCUGCGGCGCCCGGACACGUCCCGUGUGCUGCUCCUGCCCCUUGGACAAGGGCUUCGCACCAGCCUACCAUUGUGAGAUGCCCCCAGGUCUGGUUACGGGGUGUCGGUAACCGGUAACGGUGAGAGGCAACCACGCCAUUACCCCCAGCAGCUCGGACGUGGCAGCAGCCAGCUGGGUGCCAGCUGCCUGCUCCCUUGGCCGCUCUCUCUGCAGACCCCCACCGCUGUCACUGCCCACGUGCCCUUCCACCGAGCAGGCGCCCUGCCCUAGGAAUGUGCUUUGUGUGGCUUCCUGGGGAGACUUCUGCUUCUCUCCUUAAUGAGAAACAAAGCCAUUCCCUUCCUUUGUAUCAGAAAUGUAACAGGUAAUAUCCUGUUUUAAUCAGGUUCAUUAAAUUCAUGGUAUUUGCUCCC
Messenger RNA from Oxyura jamaicensis (ruddy duck), 864 nucleotides. RefSeq names its product SLC35A4 upstream open reading frame protein. NCBI's taxonomy places the organism in Eukaryota, Metazoa, Chordata, Aves, Anseriformes, Anatidae. The record is from RefSeq and is a predicted model, not a curated record. The coding region runs from base 72 to 383 and encodes 103 amino acids. The transcript has 3 exons.